CGCGCCGCGGGCGCGUCAUCUCCCGGCGCCGGGGGCGGCCGCCGUGCAGGAAGAUGGCGGCGGCAGACGGCGUGUUGGGGCUGGCGGCGGCGCUGCACGGGGCGCGGGCCCUGCGCUUCGGCGACUUCGUGCUCAAGAGCGGCCUCGCCUCCCCCGUCUACGUCGACCUGCGCGUCGUCGUCUCCCACCCGCUCCUGCUGACCCAGGUAGCAGAUCUCCUGUUUCAAACAGCUAAAGAUGCUGGUCUCAAGUUCGAUUGUGUGUGCGGCGUUCCUUACACAGCGUUGCCCUUGGCCACGAUCAUCUGUUCAACACAUCAGAUUCCCAUGCUUAUACGGAGGAAGGAAGCAAAAGACUAUGGAACGAAGCGGCUGGUAGAAGGCACCAUUAAUCCAGGAGAAACCUGCUUGAUCAUUGAAGAUGUGGUAACGAGUGGAUCUAGCGUACUGGAAACUGUAGAGGUUCUUCAGAAGGAAGGAAUCAAAGUCACUGAUGCCAUAGUGCUGUUGGACCGGGAGCAGGGUGGGAAGGCCAGGCUGGAAGAACGUGGAAUUCGCCUGCACUCUGUGUGCACGUUGUCCGAGAUGUUAGAGAUUCUCCAACAGCAGGGAAAAGUGGCCCCUGAGAUGGUUGAAAAGGUGAAGAAAUUCAUUCAGGAAAGUGUGUUUGAGCCUGUGACUCAGAAUGGCCUUUCCCCCAUGAAAAGAGUACGUAAAGAGCUGAGCUUCGGCGCUCGUGCUGAGCUACCUGGGAUACAUCCUGUCGCAGCCAGACUUCUCACGCUUAUGGAAAAGAAGCAAACUAACUUGUGCCUUUCUGCUGACGUCACCGACUCCAAAGAGCUGCUGCAGUUAGCUGCCAGCCUGGGCCCCAGCAUUUGUAUCCUAAAGACUCAUAUAGAUAUCCUGAAUGAUUUUACCCAAGAGGUGGUAAAGGAGUUGAGAGCACUUGCAGACCAGCAUGAAUUCUUGAUCUUUGAAGACAGGAAAUUUGCAGACAUUGGAAACACAGUGAAACAUCAGUAUGAAGGUGGUAUAUUCAAAAUAGCAUCCUGGUCAGAUGUGGUUAAUGCUCAUGUGGUUCCAGGCUCUGGAGUUGUGAAAGGUCUGAAGGAAGUAGGUCUUCCUUUACAGCGAGGCUGUCUUCUGAUUGCCGAGAUGAGCUCCCAAGGGUCGCUUGCCACUGGUGACUACACAAAAGCCGCGGUGCAGAUGGCUGAAGAAAACUCAGAUUUUGUUUUCGGAUUCAUAUCUGGAUCAAGAGUUAGUAGUAGACCAGAAUUUCUUCACUUAACUCCAGGGGUACAGAUGCAAGCUGGAGGUGAUAACCUUGGACAGAAGUACCUAAGCCCAAAAGAAGUUAUUAGCGAAAAAGGUUCAGACAUCGUUAUUGUGGGACGUGGCAUCUUGUCUGCCUCAGACCGUCUCCAAGAAGCAGAGAAGUACAGGAAGGCAGCAUGGGAGAGCUAUCUAAGCAGGCUUGGUGUUCAUGCGUAAGAUUGAAUUAAGGUCAUUUUUUUCCAGUGAAUAAGCAAAGCUCAUGCAGCAGUCAAGAUGGAGCUGAAAUCAUCAUGAGACUUUCUCCCAAUUAAAUACAUAAACACUUGGUUUUAAGUCAUAGAAAACCAUGCCCUGCUGCGGAAAUCUUUUGCUGACUCAGUUAUUUUUAAUUGUGAGCGCACACACAGACAAAAUUGUACUUGCCAUGACUGUUUUUUAAUAUUUGAAUAUAUGAAACCAAAACUUGAUACCGAUUUUUAGCCUAAUUGCUUUUCUCUACUGAAAAAUGUUGAAUGAAGACACUCCGAAGGGCGCUUGCCUGACUGUUACUGCUCUUUGUUUCUUCUUUCCACCCUCAAAUUCCUUCUGGCUGUGGAAACAGUAUUUUACUGUUCUAUGUAAACUUCACCUGCAGUACUGACCUUCUGUCCCACUAUCACAGGACUGCUUGGCUCUGCCAUUUCCAAGGAGCAAGUACCAGUCUGAAUCCCACACUGUGAAGCUGAAUAAUGUGUUGCUUAAUAAACACAUUUGCUACUGUUUUCCAUCAGCUGAAUAUGUAAGUCGUCUUUGUGUGGCAGCGUGAAAUACUGUUAAUUUUCAGAACCAGGGCAUUAUAAAAUAAGUCAUUCUGUAUGUUUGUGACUGCAGGAAUUACUCAUGAUUCUGCUUUAAGUCUGCUCUGACAAAAGUUUUUGUUAUUUUUAGUUAAUGCUCACUUAACUAAGUGCAGCUGUUGACAGGUUCCUCUAAUGAGAAACAAAAAUGCACUUGCUGUUGCUUGCGUUAUGUGAAAAAUAACUGGAAUACUUCCUGGAAUUACUUUCUACUCUUUUGGAUUGUGAAGAAGGGCAAGUGGAGAAAUGCCAUGUAUGAUGAGUUUUGAUUAAAAGGAGUGGGAUCAUCUUAA
This is a messenger RNA of Dromaius novaehollandiae (emu), 2409 nucleotides long. It is a transcript of the gene UMPS, whose product is annotated as uridine monophosphate synthetase. Gene Ontology annotation, biological process: 'de novo' pyrimidine nucleobase biosynthetic process; 'de novo' UMP biosynthetic process. The record is from RefSeq and is a predicted model, not a curated record. Gene Ontology annotation, molecular function: orotate phosphoribosyltransferase activity; orotidine-5'-phosphate decarboxylase activity. The transcript has 6 exons. The coding region runs from base 54 to 1496 and encodes 480 amino acids. Lineage: Eukaryota; Metazoa; Chordata; Aves; Casuariiformes; Dromaiidae.